Chironomus riparius is the source of this 2247-nucleotide messenger RNA. NCBI's taxonomy places the organism in Eukaryota, Metazoa, Arthropoda, Insecta, Diptera, Chironomidae. The record is from the annotation of a GenBank genome assembly.
AAAAAGUUUUUAAAAAACAAACUGAAUUUUGUAUUGUUUGUUGAGCUGAUCAAGUUUUAUUCUAUUUUAAGCAUAAAUCGGUGAGAUAAGUGCAGCAUAUUUAUUUUAAAUUGAACAUAUAUCGUGUCCUCAUCAGUUAAUGUAAUUUUUGAGUGAAUAAUUGCUUGUUUGAGUGAGAAAAUUGAAAAAAUAUUUAAAACAUGGCAAGCAAUUUUGUAAUUUUUGAGGAUCAGGAGAAUUUUAAUGAAAAGAAGGCAUUAGAUCCUUCUGAAAUAAGACGUGAACGUACAAAGUUGGCACCGCUCACGAAUAAAGUUGGAAGUAAUGAGAAUGGAAUCGAAAAACAGACAUUAAAAACAACCAAGACAAAUGAUGGCGCGCGUGCAUUCAAAGACAAGAAUGUCUUUCAACAAACAAAUGACUUUAAAGGGAAAAUUAAGACAUUGAAGGAAGAACAAUUUAUUGGGGACGAUUCGAUCAUUAAUGUUACAAGUAAUAUCUCAUGGACAUCAACAUCUACUUCCUGUCUCGAAACAUCAGCAUCCUUCACAUACAGAAAGGAAACACAAGAUGAUCAAUUGGCAACUCCAAUGUCAGUUGCUGAGGCUAUUGGAACUCCAAUGUCAGUUGACAAGACAUCACUGGAAGACGAUCAGAAGUCAUUAGCUAUCAAGAAUGACCGUGAACGCUUUUUUGAAGUCGCUGAAUAUCAAAAGGAUAUUUUAAAGUACCUGAAAGUAGUUGAGAAUCAGAAGAACAUUCGUCCUCGUGCAGACUACAUAAACAGGCAACCAGAUAUUAAUGACUCGAUGAGGAUGAUUCUUAUUGACUGGCUUGUUGAAGUCAGCGAAGAGUAUAAACUUCAUAGCGAAACUUUGUGUCUUGCUGUUCACUAUAUUGACCGUUUCUUGAGCUACAUGUCUGUUGUUCGUGCUAAGUUACAGCUGGUUGGAACAACAGCUAUGUUCAUUGCUUCAAAAUACGAAGAGAUUUAUCCACCAGAGAUCGGUGAAUUUGUAUACAUUACUGACGAUACUUAUACGAAGCAGCAAGUCUUGCGAAUGGAAAAGUUAUUACUCAAAGUUUUGACAUUCGACUUGAGUGCGCCAUCCACGUUGUGCUACAUCAAUUUAUUUGGAUCAAUGAUGAACAUUCCUGAAAAGAUCAAGUUCAUGGCACAGUAUUUGUGUGAAUUGUCCUUAUUGCGUGCUGUGCCAUUUUUAAACUACACACCAUCACAAACAUCGUCAGCUGCUAUUGCCCUUUCAUACUACAACUACGGUAGCUCAAUUUGGAACAAGAAAAUGCAAAACACAUUCGGAUAUGAAUUUGAUGAGUUAAAGGAAGUAAUUGGUCAUCUUAAUGACAUUCAUUUAGAUGCUGAGACAUUGACACAACAGGCAAUUCAGGAGAAGUUUAAAUCAAGUAAAUACUUGCAAGUAUCAUUAGUCAAACCAAAAAAAUUGAGUGUCGAGGAGCUAGACGAAAUCUCAUCAAAGUUUAAUGCUGGUGAUGAAUUGAACACGACGGCCGAGAAUAUUGAGAGUGUGAGGCAAAAGACAGAACUUCUCUUUAAUUAACGACAACCUGGAUAGAAUCGACAAUAAAUUCUAUCUGUCUUUUGUUCUUACUUCCUUCUCUCUUUCUCUCUCUCUCUUUCUCUUUUAUCGAACAAAACACAAAACGCACAGCAAAAGUUCACAAAAAACUUCUUUAUUUAUGAAUAAUUUAAUUUUUUUUUUUGAUUUGAUAUAUUUUCUAUAGCUAUGCUCGUUAUGUGCUGAACGAAUAAUGCAAGAAAAUAUUGUGUACGGCAUGUAAUUUGUCUUACCAAAACUCAACUCGUUUUUAUUAUCUUUUUGCUAAGUACUUUAUUAUCCCAUUUUACUUCCUCUUUUUAAUUUAAAUUAAGGAAACAUUCUCAUAAUAUAAUCUUAAGAUUUAGUUUAAAUUUAAUGGAAUCUGAAGAAAAAAAAAGUCAAUACAUUGCCACCCCUUGCUAGAAAAAUCAUCAGAUGCAUUUUAAUACUUUUUUUAAGCCAUUAACUUAUCUCUUUUAAAAGACAUUUUUAAUGAAAAAGAAAGAAAACUUUUAGUUCAAAAAAUUAAGGAAAAGCGAGACAAAUCAUCUAGUUAAUUACGUUAAUAAUGAUAAUUAUGUUCUUAUUCUCUUCGAUAUGACAAUUUCUCAAUAAGUAGAUUAAUGAUUAAGAUUUGGUCUUAAAAAUGAAUAAAAUUAUGUUUUGU